AUGGACGAGGUCCCCGUGGCGGUCGUAGGCCUUUCAUUCCGCUUUGGCGGAGAGGCCUUAUCGACCGAUGGUUUUUGGGAUAUGAUCACAGCGGGCCGUUGCUCGAGAGCACCAGUCCCCGAGUCGAGAUUCAACGCCAAUGCGUUCUACCAUCCAGACACAAACCGGCUAGAGACCUUACCAGUCAACCAGGGAAAUUUCAUCGCGGAGGAUAUUGCGGCGUUUGACGCACCGUUCUUCUCAAUCCGUGCUGCGGAGGCGGCAGCAAUGGACCCUCAAUCCCGCAAGCUCCUGGAAGCAACUUACCGCGCUCUAGAGAAUGCCGGCAUUCCCAUUGAGCGCUGCGCGGGAACUAAGACGUGUGUUUUCACCGGUGUAUCGUCAGACGACUACCGCCUGAUGUACAACAAGGAUACCAGCCAUCCGAUCCGCCACGCGGCGACGGGUAUGGCCUUGUCCAUGCUUGCCAACAAGAUCAGCUGGUUCUACGACUUCAAGGGUCCCAGCGUGCAGUUGGACACCGCAUGCUCCGCCAGCUUGAAUGCGUUGCAUCUCGCCUGCAGGAGUAUCAGGUCCGGCGAAUCUGAAAUGGGCAUCGUUGGAGGAGCCAAUCUCUUCUUUGCGCCGCAGUCCAUGUCCCCGCUUGCGCACCUUAAUUUCUUCUCACCAGAUGCGGCAUGCCAUAGCUUUGACGCCCGUGCCAACGGCUACUGCCGUGGCGAGGGUUUUGGGGUGCUCGUGCUGAAGCCUCUUGCGAAAGCGUUGGCUGAUGGUGACCCGAUCCGGGCUGUGAUCAGGGCGACAGGGUCAAACGAAAAUGGUAGAUCGGUAGGAGGCAUCACCAAAGUUAGUUUCGACGCACAACAGUCCCUCGUUGCGUCAACCUACCGUUCAGCCAACCUCGAUCCCAGUCUGACGAGAUAUGUGGAAGCUCAUGCUCCAGGCACAGAGGGAGAUCAGGUCGAAACCAGAGCACUUGCAUCCAUAUUCAAGGACCAUCGCUCGCCUGAUGAUCCUCUCUACAUGGGUUCAGUCAAAGCCAAUUUGGGACAUUUAGAAGGAACGAGUGGUAUUGCCAGUCUGGUCAAGGUUGUGUUGAUGUUAGAAAGAGGCAUAAUCCCCAAAAUCGCAAACUUUGAGACACUCCAUCCCAACAUCCUGGGAAAGGAAUGGAACAUGGCCUUUCCCAAAGAGAGCAUUCAUUGGCCUCAGGGUGUCAGGAGGGCAUCCAUCAACUCAUUUGGCUUUGGUGGCGCAAACGCCCAUGUCGUGAUUGAGAACGGCGACCAUCAUAUUCUUGCCGCGACGGUCUUGAAGCCUCACUCUUCUGGAGAUGAUGCUCUUGUUAAUGGUGUAUCAGAUGGCGUUGAUGAUAAACCAUGCAAUGGGACGAACGGAGUGGCAGUCAAUGGCAUUGGAAAGACAAAUUCCCUCCUCCUUGUGUGGUCCGCGGCAGAUGAGCAAGGACUGGAACGAAUGCGAGUUGAGUAUACCUCGUACUUGGAGAAGAACACGGCCGCUGAUAUGAGAAAACUUGCUUUCACUCUUUCGGCACGGCGGACGCAACUGCCAUGGAAGGCUUUCAUGGUUGCCCACGACAAGCCCAGUUCACUUGAACUAUCCAAACCAAUUCGUUCAAUCAAGGACCCAAAGCUGGCAUUUGUGUUUACUGGCCAAGGAGCACAGUGGGCAACUAUGGGCACCCAGUUUCUAGGAAACCCCAGCUUUCGUCAAAAUCUUGCCCGGCUUGGACAAUAUUUCAAGGAGCUUGGCGCAAGCUGGGACCUGGAAGGGGAACUUUCGAAGAAGGCCGACGAGAGUCGAAUCGACAGUGCAGAAUUUUCUCAACCUAUUUGCACUGCCAUCCAGAUUGCCUUAGUUGAUCUUCUCCGGUCGUAUGGCGUGCAGCCGUCCCUAGUUGUUGGCCACUCCUCGGGUGAGAUCGCGGCAGCAUACGCAAGUGGUGCCAUAUCUGCUCGGAGCGCUUGUCGGAUCGCUUUCUACAGAGGCAAAGUUAUUUCAGAGCACUUUUCUUCACUGGAUGAAGUCUUUGGUAUGCUCGUGGUUGGGUUGCCAGUACCGGAAGUAGAAUUGAUUCUGGAACACAAUAUGGAAACCUUGGGUCUCUCUCGUGUUACCAUCGCUUGCAUCAACUCACCCAAGAACGUGACCCUAAGUGGUCCUCUGCGUCCAUUGAAGGCGUUGAAGAGCUUGCUUGAGGUUGACGGUACAUUUCUACGGAUUCUGGCUGUUCCGGCGCCAUAUCAUUCUCCAAUCCUCAAUGAUGUUGCAGACAAGUAUGCGUCUCUUCUAAGUGACCUUGAGCCAGGCUCACAGGGCGCUGAAAGUCCUCCAAUGGUUUCCUCAGUCACAACUGAACUGAUCGACCGUGAUACAUUAUGCCAAGGAAGCUACUGGGUACAAAAUCUUGUUUCGACGGUCAAGUUUGAACCGGCUGUGGUCACCCUUCUUCAACAGCAGCCUCUCCAUGCGUUAGUUGAGGUAGGGCCUACCGGAGCUCUUCGAAGUGCCAUCCGAGACACCAUGUCUACACAUCUUACUACACCCUCACCAGUGUAUUUCAGUAUCAUGGACAAGAACAAAGCUUCAUUGGACCGUAUUCUCGAAACUCUCGGCUAUUUGCACAGCAUAGGUUUCCCUAUUGAUCUUGAAGUUGUGAACGGCAUCAGCGACAAUGACAAGGAGUGUCUGGUCGAUCUUCCCGAAUAUCCAUUCGACCAUUCCAAAACAUACUGGCACGAGAGCCAAGUGAGCCGAGACCACAGAUUUCAGAAGCAUGCAAGAAACGAUCUUCUCGGAUCGCGAAUCCUCAAUUGGAACCCUCUAGCGCCUCGCUGGCGCAACAUGAUUCGCACUCUUGAAAAUCCAUGGAUAGAGGAUCACAAGAUCGCGGGAGCGUUGAUCUAUCCUGGCGCGGGGAUGAUUGUGAUGGCUAUUGAAGCUGCUGCCCAGUAUGUCUCCGACAUUGACGUGAGGCGUCCUGCAGGAUUCCUAUUAAAGGACGUGACAUUUUUAUCUGCUCUGAAUAUCGCUUCGCCUGAAGCAGGAGCAUCGACCGAAAUUGGUCUUAUACCGAUUGAUCCAAACAGCAGCAACAGUGCCAACUCUCGGCAGUUUUCAUUCCAGAUAACACUUCUGGACGGAGAGCAGUGGCGCGAAGUUUGUACGGGCAAAAUAACCGUUAAAAUGACAGACGAAAGCUCCUCAAAGCACAUGAAGGCGGAGAACAAGCUUUUGGAGGAACGUCGGCGACAACAGACCAUCGACCGGCUCGAGGUCUGCCGAGCGGAAAUCCGAAGGCAGAAGCUCUAUGGUCGGUUCAGAGAGACCGGUUUGGAAUUCGGGCCUACAUUCCAAGUAUUCGAUGAUGUCAAAUAUGACUGGAGGGGUGGCCUGGCCUCAGCGCGCAUUCGGCUUGAUAACUGGAAAUUGAAAGGCAAGCCUGAGCACGCUACGCCGCACUUCAUCCACCCAACAGCUCUUGAUGGCGUGCUUCAACUUCCGGUGGUGAGUCUUGGGGCAGGUGUUGGCCGACCUGUGCCUACAAUGGUUCCUAGCCAAUUGGAAACCCUCUGGAUUGAUGCGGACAUUCUGUCCCAUGCUGUAUCUUCAAAGCAUGUCCAAGCUGUAUCCAAGGCAGACUACCUGGGCUUCCGUAACACCAAGUCGGAGAUCUCAGUUCUCAGCAUGGAAGACUCACGCGUGGUGUUGUUUGCCGAGGGGCUCGAGACUAUUAUUAUCGGAGGAGAGGCGGCUAGCGACGAGGAAAAGAAGGGACAACCCUUCUACAACAUGUCAUGGAAACCUGAUAUCGAGAGCAUAAGUUCAAAAGAGUUGCUCAAGUACUGCACGUCGAAUUUGUCAACAACAGCCGCUUCCAAAGCGCAUAAUCCACUUUCAAAAUUCUUGAGCCUGGUGCUCCAUCACAAUGUCAACACACGGAUACUUGAAGUGGCUCCUGAGGAAUCUGCGGAUACUUCUAAGCUCCCUCUUUGGAAUCUACUCAAGGACUUCGAAGGCCCGGCUGGGUACUACGACCUCGCGACGCGAAAUCCAAUCAAAGAUCGGCCGAUUGAAGACACGGCCAAGGGAGGGAGUAUGAAUGAAUCGACGAUACUUGACUUUGAAGACCUGUUUCAACGUGGUCUCAACGCCAUGCCCAAACCACGUUAUGACCUGAUCUUUGCCCCCCGGCAUGGGCCAGACCUAGAUAAGCAUCUGUCGGAGUUAGCUCCUUUUGUCAAAUCCGGCGGCAGAAUCAUUAUCCUAGCAGCUUCGACAUCAGACACUAUCAACCCCCAAGCUACGACAAGGUCAUUCGAGAAAGAGCUAGAGUUGGAAUGGGACGGGCAUCUUCUGACGUCCUAUAAAUCAGUCGCUGUCCCGUCACCAGUAACAGAAGAAAGGCCAAUUUCGGUCGUUCUAGCUCCGAAUCCAUCUUUUAGGGCGUCAAACCUAGCAAAGGCAGUUUUUGAGUCCUUCAUUAAAGAUGGCUAUACUGGAACGAAAUUCCAACUAUGGGAUGAAGCUCAAGUGGCACUCUCGAACGAUGAGCAUACUAUUUUCAUAUCCGGCUCCGACUCUGAUUAUCCUUUUGACACUGGUCUAGGGGUUUUCAGUGCCCUUAAGUUUCUCUGUGCGACGAGAAUUAGUAUUGUCUGGGUAUCGUCUGAGUCCAUAUAUCCAUCGGGCGCAAUCGCCGCAGGUCUGACCCGAAGUGUUCGAAAUGAACGUCCAGAUAUCAAUAUCACUACGCUCACUCUUGAUGCUUCAGAUCUGGGCGCUGAUCAAACGGAAUCAAGUGUCUUGGAGGUAAUUAGGAGCGUAUUCAGGAAGCACAGCACGAAAUCCAAGACGAAAGAGACGGAAUACUCCUACAGUUCAAAUGGGGAUGCCAAGGCUUUGCUGACCCCACGACUCUUCUUUUCGCCAGCCAUCUCUUCCUACGUGAACGAAAAGUCCAAGGAAAAAAAGAAAGUGCAAAGAAAAUUCAACUGCGCCGAUGCAGAAGAUAUCAAGUUGACAAUUACUACGCCAGGUCUUUUGGAGACAUUGACGUUCGUGCCAGACCCAACAGCACAAGUCGCCCCUCACGUUAAUGAGGUUCUCAUCCAGCCCGCAUACACCGGCCUGAAUUUCCUCGACGUUCUUACAGCGCUGGGACGUAUUCCACAAAUUUCGGUUCUUGGAGUAGAAGCAGCAGGAACUGUCACAGCCGUCGGCGCAUCUGCCGAUCUUCAAGUUGGCGAUCGUGUUGUAGUACUAACCGACGGCACAGUGAGGUCCUGUGUUCGUGCAGAUCACCGUACAGCAGUCAAGAUACCUGACGCCCUAUCUAUGCGCGAGGCGGCCAGCAUGCCAGGGACCGCUUGUACUGUUUACCGUGCGCUAGUGGACGUCGCUGAUCUUCAGCCAGAUGAGAAGGUCCUGAUCCACGCGGGAGCUGGAGCAACUGGACAGAUGGCCAUACAGCUGGCCCAGCAUAUCGGUGCCGAGGUGUUCGUCACGGUGGGCAGUGACGCCAAGAGACAGCUCAUUUCGACGACAUACGGGAUCUCGGACGAUCAUAUCUUCCACACGCGCGAUGCCAGCUUUGUGGCGGGCAUGAAGCGUGUCACCAAUGGUUAUGGAGUUGAUAUUGUGCUGAACAGUCUCUCUGGCGAGUUACUCGAAGCUGGUUGGACCGAACUGAUGGCACCGUUCGGCCGCUGGGUUGAGCUGGGCAAGAAGGACAUCUUGGACAAUCGGGGCCUAAAUAUGAGGCCGCUUCUGAAUAACAUCUCUUUCUCAUGUGUCGAUCUCAGCGGGAUCUGGCGCCAUAGACCUGCGCUUAUGAGAAGACUGCUGAAUGAUGUGUUCAGGCUCGUAUCAGAGGGCGCCAUCAAGCCCGUGACCCCUCUUACUGAGUUUGGUGUUGCGAAGGUAGAAUCAGCUUUCAGAAGUCUCCAAAGCGGAAAGAUUGGCGGCAAGGUGGUCAUCAAUAUGGACGACGAAGAAGAGGUGACAGUCAAAUGCCAACCCGAGAAGACGUGGGCUUUCAGGCCGAAUCGCAGCUAUCUUCUCGUUGGUGGGUUUGGGGGUAUUUCUCGAAGCGUGGCCAGGUGGAUGGUGAAGAGGGGAGCGAGAAAUCUGAUUCUGUUGUCGCGUACGGGUGCUGAUGAAGACCCCAAUCGACUGGCUUUGCUAGAAGAGCUACGAGGGUCCGGCUGCAUGGUAGAGGUGUUGGUAUGCGAUGUAUCCGACCACAAAAAUCUGGAAACAGGACUUCAAAGCUGUCAGCAAAAGCUAGGUCCUAUCUCCGGAUGCAUUCAAGCCAGCAUGGUGCUCAAGGAUCAAUAUUUCAAAAAUAUGACUGAAGAGGAAUGGAGGGUCAGCGCCACUUCGAAGAUUGCCGGCUCGUGGAAUCUUGAUCGUCUGCUACCCGACGGCCUCGACUUCUUCAUCUUCUUCUCCUCGCUUGUGGGAGUUGUCGGUGGCGAAGGGCAGGGGAAUUAUAGCGCUGGCAAUGCCUUCCAGGACUCUCUGGCUCUCAGCAGAGUUCGAAGGGGGCAAAAGGCCGUUUCAUUCGAUCUUGGAAUGGUCGUUGGCGAGGGCGCCGUGGCUGAAGACGAGCACCUGGCGCGCACCUUGGAAAGCUUUGGGUGGUACGAGCCCACGACAAUGCGUGAGCUUGAGAUGCUGCUUGAACGUUAUUGCGAUCCAGAGCUACCACUUUUGAAACCUGAGGAAGCCCAAGUGGUUCUAGGUAUUCGCUCGCCCGCCGCUCUUCAAGCAGGAGGCUACGCUAUUCCGAAGUGGAUGGCACAGCCAACAUUCAAGACCAUGUACCAUGAAACGGGAGGUACCAAGGCCACCUCGGGAUCAGAUGCGGCCCAGCAAGAUCGAAACAGCUUCAAGACGUCCAAAUCUUUGCACGAAGCCGGGGCAAUAGUGGUGCAGGCCCUAACAAAGAAGCUAUCGAACGCCCUCGGUAUUCCGAUUGCAGACGUGGAUGCAUCACGGGCCGUCCAUUUAUACGGCGUGGAUUCUCUCAUUGCGCUCGAGUUGAAAAACUGGUUCACAAAUGAGUACAAAGCAGACAUCACCGUUCUUCAAAUUCUGAGUAACAUUACUCUUGAACAACUUGGAUUAAAAGUCGCGGAGGAAAGUAGCUUCACCAAAGCGUUGAAUGCAUGA
Messenger RNA from Clonostachys byssicola, 7197 nucleotides. Lineage: Eukaryota; Fungi; Ascomycota; Sordariomycetes; Hypocreales; Bionectriaceae. The record is from the annotation of a GenBank genome assembly.